CCUCCUCCAUUGCCAUUACUACCAUUACCACUGCCACCACUACCAUCGUUACUAUACUACUACCUUGCUAACAUAGUGAUUACAACUACCAUCUCAUCACCAUCGCCACUACUACCGUCCUUUUCCUACUCCUGCAUCACAACCAGCAGCCACUUUUUUCUCCACGCCGAUAUAAUACCACACCACGCAACCGUCCUUUAAUAGUGAAUAACACUUGGGCACCGGUGCUCCUUCUCCUCAUCAUCUUCUUCUUCGUAGCAUAUAUAUAUAUAUGCACGUACACGUGCAUACGGGAUUUUAAAUGUGCAAGAGACUGUGGUAGUGCGUGUGUCGGUGCGGUGGUGCGUGCGUGCGUUGAAAAAAGUGUGCAUGAGUGCGUGACUCGAGGCGAGAGACGAAAAAAAAGAAGGAUAGAAGAGGAGCGAGGGAGAAAGGAAGAAAGAGAGAGACAGUGAGAGUUUUGGGAGAGCCCACGGGCCAGUCCUCCAAAUGUGGCAUUUAAGUGCAACCACGAACGAACGCGCGGACCUCGUAGUGAACGCGAGAUUCGGUUGAGAUUUUUGCGAGGGGGUUGGUGUGCGCGAUCUCAUUCCAUUGUCUUGUGUGGUGACAAAAAAUUUUGCCGACGUAAACACUGGCCUUUUCUUUCUUUAAAUAUAUAUUUUACCUUUUUUUUCCCUUCCUUUCGUUUCGCGUUCACGUACCCCUCGUGGGCUUUGGUUACACGCGUUUAUACGCUCAAGAGAAGUAGUGUAUUUGGCCGUGAGGGGGGAGAAUUCAAGAGAACGAAGACGAAAUAAACAGGACACACUGGACGUCAUGGGGAUGACGGGUGACCCACGUAACAUUUGCAAAAUUUGAGUUUCGCCGGUUGCGACUCUGUCUGUUGCAUUGUCGCAUAUAUACAUUUCCCUCUAUAUCUCCCUCUCUCCCUCGUCCUCCUCCUUCUUACCGACGUUCCUCCUUCGCCGUCAUCCCCCUCAAUACUUCACAAAAUUGGAUAUAUUUUGGAUAUCUCUUUGAAAAAAGAAAAAUUUCGAACCACUCGACCAAGUGAGUCGUCACGAGAAAUUGUUUUCACAACGACCGUAAACACCUAUGUGUAACCGAUACGCGCACAUGCGUUAAAUCCAUACCCUGGUUCGCCUAAGGACGGACGUACGGCCACAUCGCGGGGAAACAUUGCCGCGAGCCAACGGCAGCCAUUUAAAUUUUUACAUUCCUCUCGGACUCCCGGAAAACACGAAACGAAAUUGUGAUGGGGACUGCAUCUCAACAAUACUGCCUCCGCUGGAACAAUCAUCGUUCAAAUCUGCUCACCGUCUUCGAUGAGCUUCUGCAGAACGAAGCGUUCACGGACGUGACCCUGGCCGUGGACGGUGGUGCGUCUGUAAAAUGCCACAAAAUGGUGCUAGCCGCCUGCUCCAGUUACUUCCAGACGCUCUUCAUCGACCUACCCUGCAAGCAUCCAAUAGUCGUCCUGAAGGACGUGAAGUAUGCAGAGAUCAAGGCAAUCCUGGAGUACAUGUACCGGGGCGAGGUGAACGUGGCGCAGGAGCAGCUUGGUGGUCUUCUGAAGGUAGCCGAGGUGCUGAAGGUGAAGGGUCUCGUGGAGGAGAAUGGCUCUCAAGGUCGUCGGGACGAGGGUGAGACGUCGUCGCCACCUCCAGCCAUCUCCACGAGUACCACGAGUAGCGCAGCCCACAGUUCCGGACACAUCUCACCGCCACACUCGACGGGAACGCCGUACAGUUUGUAUGGGAAGUCUCCGGUGGACCGAGCCCAGGGUAGGCUCUCGUUACCCAUGUGGGCCUUGUCAGGAAUGCCCCUGCCCCAGCAUCCUGCAUCUGGUCAUCAGCCUCCGCAUCACGCCCAGCACUCGGCCAUGCUCGGUGGAUCCUAUGACAAUGGCUCUGAUACCUCACCACUAAAGAGGAAGAAGCUCUCGAAUUUACUAAUGAAUCGAGACACUCCUAUCCUGAGAACUGUUCUUGGACAAGGUCAUGCCGACAGUUCUCAGGGUAUUCCUCUUCUGCAUCCGGACAGCCACGAGACGCACUUUAGGUCUCACAGCAAUGGGUCGGCUAACGAGGUGGAUCGUAGGAACUCGACUGAGUUAUCUCAUGGGGAAGCCGCCGUUCACAGUCCUUACACUGACAUCUCAAUGAUGGACGAGGACGAGAAGCAACCAUCACCACAGUCCUAUGCAGGAGACACCAAGUCCGGUAUAGUAAACUACGUACCGACGCAGAAGCCAGAGUGGAAGCGUUACAAGCAGUACACCAGGAACGACAUAAUGUCUGCAAUAGAAGCUGUCAGGUCGGGAAUGAGUGCUUUACAAGCAGCACGGAAGUACGGAGUGCCCUCGCGUACUCUGUACGAUAAGGUUAAGAAAUUGGGCAUUACGACGUCCAGGCCGUUCAAGAGAAGCUCGAAUGGCAGUGGUGCGUGUUUCCCUUAUGGCAUCGGUGGAAAUGCCAAUGGGGGAAUCUAUGGAGGUCUUUCCGAGUCGGAGAACGAGAAUAGUAGCGCAUUGAUCGAGCCAGCGGCCGUUCUGGAAACGAGUUUUGGCAAGGAACGUGAUCCGAUCGACAUGGCGCGAUGCAGUCCCAGUCCGGCUGUACUUUCAGUAUCGAAACAGCCCCAGGUUGAAGAUCAAGUGGAAGACCUCUCCGUCGGCAGGAAGCCUGAAUUGCGCGUGAUCGUACCACCGGUGUCUUCCAUAAUCAAGGAGGAAGAACCGGAUGCGCCUGACAACUCUGGACGCAACUGAUUCACAAAUUCGGAUGCGAGCACGCAACACCACCGACAUAAGACUGAUUCUGCGUCGUAAACUUCGAGACUGAUUACGAUUCGUGCGGCCUGGCCAUCUCUGGCAGAGGAGCCUCUCAGAGCACUGGAUUUAGCUGGGCAUCUAAAGUAACACUUAACCUAUACCGCAUUGUGAUCCAACGUUUUAGCUUGCUACUCGCGAUUUUUAUUUAUACAUUCCUUGGAGUGGAAUUGCCAGUUGGCUACUGGAGUGCAGUUGCGUGACGUUCGAUGAUUUCAAUUUUAAUGGUACGCAGAGCGACGUCGAUUCUCUACAUCUGACCUCUUGGAGCAACGAGGGUAAACGGGAAACAAAUUCAGGUUUUCAGGUUGCGUCGAUAAAAAGAAAAGACACUGAGAGAGGUCAUCGAACGUCAUGUAACUACUGUAGCAUGUGAUGCGGAUGAGAAUUGCGACUGUGAGGAAGUUCCAAUCCAAGGAGAUGCGUAAUGGGGAAAAAAAAAAAAUGAAAAAUCGCGCAGUGCUCAAGUGAGCAAGGGGAACCGCGUUAACGUUACGGGAUAUCCUUGGAGAGCCCGCAAAGAGUAUAAAAGAAAAAGAGAGAGAGAGAGCGUAACGAGAGUCGCAAAGUCUUUCAAAGAUUUUGCGCGUAUAAAGAUGAAAAUGAUUAUAAAGAAAACCCCGUAGAUACGACCUGAUAAAAAUGACGGACUUUCCAAGGAAUACUCCGUGGAUCGUUUAUACGGUGUCUUUGUUUAUUAUUAUUAUUAUUAUUAUUAUUAUUAUUAUUAUUAUUAUUAUAUUAUAUUAUAUUUUUUCUCUAAAUUACGUUUCGUCGGCCAUUCAUUAAGCGAGAACGAAUUUCGCGAUGUAGAUUUAUAUUGUUUAAACAAUAGUCCGCACAGCCCCUGAACCGCGCACUGCUCGCUCCCCUCUCCCCCUUUUUUCAUUAAUUCUCCUUUGACUACGCAUUCUUUAUUUCUUCGGUAUUGGCGAGAGGCACACAAGGGCUGAUGAGAAAGAUCGAAAGAUAAGGGAGAUCAAGGACGAAGGAAAGGGAGAAAUAAAACUAAAGAGAAAUCCCGCGAUGCAUUAAAUGCCGCGACGAUGCAAGAAAGAAAGACAGAGAGAGAGAGAGAAGAAAUUACACGAAGUUUCAACAGGGGAGGAUACGCGUUCGAAAGAUAUAAAUAAAAAGAAAAAGAGUAAGAAGCAUAUAAGGGGUUUGAAAAAAAAAAAUCAAGAGCGAUUCUUUACGUUGACUGAGAUAAACUGUUGAUUCGUUAUACGAGAGAAACUUAAGCUUAGCAUUAAUAUAAGGGAUAUAUCCGAAAGCCCCUUCUCCCCCCGACCAGGACAUACCUUCAAUCCCCUUUCUCUAAUAAUAACGUACACGCGUAGAUAAAUAUAAAUAUUAUAUAUUGUAAAGGUACACUCGAGAGUGAUAAGGAGGGAGAAGCCGAUAGGAUGGAUACGUGAGACAAAGAGAAAGAAAGAAGAAAAAAAAAAGAAAACUUAUAAUCAAGCAGCAUGGCCCUGGGAUGCAGAUGCAAUAUUGCUCAAGCGAAAACAAAAGAGAGGAGGAAUGAAAUAUCGUAAUCGAAACAUAUCGCGUGGACGGCAGGAUAUAACGUGGGCGGGGACGAAGAGGGAAAGAAAGGAAAAAAGGAAACCGAAGGAAAAAAUACCGGAAAAAGCGUGAAACGGAAGAAUGCGAGAUAUUCGAAAUAAUUGCACCGAAUGAUUGGUUUUUUUCGAUGAUUAAUCGAACGGCAUGUAGUAGAGUUUUAAACUUAUUGUAUCUAUAUUGUUUAGCGUCGGACAUUUAUUAACUUUAAGUAACUCGAGUGUGAAUGGGAUUAUGUGAAAGAGAAGAAGAAAAAAAUCUACCUCAAAUGACGUACAACGAACGCGAAACGUUCGCGUGAACCCGUAAGACUGAUAUACAAAAAAAAAAAGAAACUAAUAACGGAUUGAUGGGACGAAGUUAAACGAUGUCGAUGGGAAACUGUGAACGAGCAAGAAAUUGAAAAAACAGGAAUAACAGAAAGAGAGAGAGAGAGAAGCCGUAACAUAUACGUCACGACUACUGUCAAUACCAUAGAUGAGAGAAAGAGAAUAAGGGAAUGAGAAAGAAUGGAAAGUAUAGAAAGUAUAGAAAAAGAAAAAAAUUAAUUAGGCAAGCGACAAUCCUCUAAGCACGCUGCUAAAUAAUACUAUAUACAUAUAUAUAGAUAUUUAUAUAUAUAUAUACAAGAUAUAUAUAUAAAUAUUUAUCUACCUCGAUAUAAAUAUAUAUAUAUAUACACACAUAAGUUAUAAAUAUAUCGUAAACGAACUAUUCGGACCUUUAUUAGGAUUAUAUAUUAUUAAUAUUAUUAUAUACCUUAUAUAUAUAUAUAUAUAUAUAAUUAUAUAUAUUGGUGUUUAUAUAUAUUUAUAUAUAUAUAUUUUAACGUCACGUCAGUUGCCUUAUCGCGCAGCCGUCCAACGGCUUUGUCUCGAAAAACAAAAGGAACCGUACUCUUUUUAAAAAAAGAAAGAACAAAAAAACGUUUCUUUUUUUUUAACGUAACGCCAAGAUAUUAGAUGACUUCGCGAAAACCGCCAUACUCGGCUAAUGAUUUUCUUGGUGCUUUUUUUUUUCUUUCUUUAUAAACUCCAAGGGAAGUUACAGUUACAUUGUCGUUCUGAAUGACGCUCUGGGACCGCGUUAUUUUGUAUUACGUAUUAUAGCGAGAGUGACGUAAUACCGGUUUGCGAUACGAAAAAAGAAAGAAGAUGAAAUAAGGAUACAAACAUAACACAAGUACAAGAACAACGACUACCUCGAACGCCGUAAAUCGUUCAUUCCAUAGUUAGUUACCAUAAGAAUGUAAUACAGCGAAAGAAUGUUUUGCUCUGUUUGAAGAAUUAUUUUUUUUUUUUAGUUUGUUUGAUAUCUUGAAUUAUUCGCGACGAUUCGUCGUCGCGUCUCGUUGAUCAACUGAUUUUAUUGUACGAACAAUUAAUUAUUUUAACAAUUUAUUUUUGUCUCUUCGUCUGUUCACGACGUUCUGAUUUUUUAUGCAGUUUCUGUCGCCUUUUACAUUGUCCUUCUCUUCGUCGUAUUUAUACAAAUUUUGUAUUUGUUGCUUGUUGAUUUUUUUCUAUUGUUGUUGCUCCGCUUCCUUCUUUUGAGGAUCCACUAUUGUUCGCAAGCAGAGCAAUUCGUUCUUCCUCGAAUCACAGACAGUACCUGCACAUUCGCAAUAGUACCAAAACUCUAUUGUAGUAGGAAUUUUUAAACAGCACUGAAUUAUAUAGACAGGAAUAUAUUAUUAUAUAUUAUAUCAACAUAUUAUAUUAUUGUAUGGGAGUCGGAAGUUUGACCGUAGAGAAGUCAUCUUUAAUGUAAAACCAUGAUCUGGUAGUCGAAGUCCCUAUAAAGAAUUUUUAUCUACGAUCCUGUAAAAUGCCGGAACUUAUUGUACAUUGUCGAUAAUUAAGCGACGAUUGCUUUGUUGUGCGAUCAUUAAACAAUUGUUGUUGUACGGUGAAAUUCGCAGCGGGCUUCGGCGUACCGGAGAUUGCUUAAGGUAUAACUUCUAUUUGUGUUCAGAACUCUCGUUCUUUUCUUUUAAAGCUAUUUUCUCUUCACGUUUUUCUUUUUCUUUUAUUUUGUUUUCAAUGGCCACGCGAGCUCGGAUGUAAAACGUUAUUAAAAUGGAAAAUAGAAAGGCGACGAGCUUUAAUUUUAAUAUCAGGGAUGUAACGAAUUUGUCUUCUUUCACUAAUAGUUUUUCUUAUUUUUAACUCUCCAUUUUGUACGUCUUCAGAAACUCCGAUGUCUCUUUUAUUAUUAUUAUCAUUAUUAUUAUUAGUGUCAUUAUUAUUUGUCUCGUCUUCUUAUUUUCUCGCGGUAUUUCUUUUUUUCUUUUCUAUUAUUUUUUUCCUUUAUUUUUUAUUUUUUUUUUUUACUUAACUUACCGUUGAAACUGCCGAAGGAUAAUGUACCGUCGAGUAGAGAAAACGUUUGUACAUAAUUCUAAGUGAAAGAACCCUCAAACGCUGCCUUAAACACAACCGCUGCUGUUGUAUUAUUUGUAAGACUGAUUUUUUUGACUAUGUUAGAUAUUACUGUGAAGAUUAUAUAUAUAUAUUAGUAUAUAAUAUACAGAAGAAGUGUUUCGCCCACGCACGGGGUUAUUAAUUUCGAUCGGAUAUAUUGCGACCUCGUCGAUGCGUGUUAUCAAUUAUUGUGCAAGUUUGUUAUGAAAUAUAUUAUCGAUAGAA
Molecule: messenger RNA, 7047 nt
Organism: Cephus cinctus (wheat stem sawfly)
Lineage: Eukaryota; Metazoa; Arthropoda; Insecta; Hymenoptera; Cephidae
Product: protein jim lovell
Exons: 3
Coding region: 1259-2773 (504 amino acids)
Biological process (GO): regulation of transcription by RNA polymerase II
Cellular component (GO): nucleus
Molecular function (GO): DNA binding; protein binding
Source: RefSeq, a predicted model, not a curated record